AUUGAACUGAUUACAACAAGUUAUUAAGAUAUUUCUUCUUAACAAAACUUGAACAAUAAAGUAAAUAAAACGACCAAUGACUAAGGAGAUAGUCUCGGUCAACUGCAGCUUUCAACAAUAUGGAAAAUUUGAAAUAUAUAACUGAAGUGAAUUAAGAGUCAACAAUCAAGUCUUGGCAAUUGUGCAGUAUAUUUGUUGAUUGUCAAAGAAGUCAUAAAAAUGACAUGGUAGCCAAAUACAGAAAUUUUCCUUACAACACCAUGGUAGUCAUUGCUUUGAUUUCCUUUCUCCUAUUACAUCUCACGACAGUCACUAUGGCUCUCAUGCCACGGUACAAUGCCACAGUCCAUUUCUUGCUCAACUGUGGCGCAUCAUCAGACGCCACAGACGAAGAUGACCGUCUAUGGAAUACUGAUGCCAACUAUCCAGAUUACUUACCUCCAAAUUUUCCAAGCAUAUCUACAACAGCCAACGCUUCUGGACAAGUCACUACAGUCUAUUAUAUGAGCGCCCGUAUUUUCCAAUCUCAAUUCACCUACAAUUUCACUGUUUCCCCUGGCACUAAAUUCAUCCGUCUCUAUUUUUAUCCGACCGACUACUCUGGAUUCAACAAAUCUGAAUCUGUUUUCUCAGUCACUGCUAAUCAUUAUGCCCUCUUGAGUAACUUCAGCGCUUUCCUCACUCUCUCUGCUAGUGACGAUGAUGAGUCUAGUAAAGCAAUUCGAAAAGAAUAUGUCAUCAAUGUUGAUGAAAGUCAAAUACUCAAUAUAACUUUUUCUCCUUCACCAAACUCUUAUGCUUUUGUUAAUGGGAUUGAGAUUGUUUCCAUGCCAAAUGAUCUUUAUAUCCGUGGAGACGAAUAUGGCAUCAAAUUGGUACAGGGGCAGAAUAAUUUUUAUUACAUUAAUAACAGCACUGCUCUUGAAACUUUGUACAGACUGAACGUGGGAGGCAAUUCGCUUUCAAGCAAAGAGGAUACAGGGAUGUAUCGUGAAUGGGCUGCAGAUCAGAAUUUUGUUGUUGGACUUGGUUUUAAAACUCCACAUUUAGAUGUCAACAUCACUUACACUUCUGAAACCCCGGCUUAUACUACGCCAACCAUAGUUUACACAUCUUCUAGGACAAUGGCAGAUUACAGCCAGAGCCUGGAUUGGAAAUUCUCAGUAGAUUCUGGGUUCUACUAUCUGUUCAGGCUCCAUUUUUGUGAGAUUCAGCUGGAAGUUAAGGAAGUGAAUUAUCGGGUUUUUGAUAUAUCCAUUGGAAACCAAACGGCAGAGAAAUUGGCUGAUGUAAUACAAUGGAGCGACGGCUGGAGAAUCCCGGUUUACAGAGACUACGUGGUGUAUGUGAGAGACACAGAUGGCCGGCGAAGCAAGGAAGAUGUGUUGCUUGAAUUGCGCCCUAACAUGGAAACAAAAGCUGCCUAUGCUAAUGCUAUCUUAAAUGGCUUAGAAAUUUUCAAAUUGAAUGACACAAUUGGAAAUCUGGCCGUGCCAAAUCCUGAAUUGCACUUACAAGUUCCGAUCAAUUCACCACCAAUCAACAAAAAGAAAAAAUCAUCGCAUAUCAUCGUUGCUAUCAUCGCAGGUGUGAUUGGCGGAAUUUCUGUUUUCUCAGUUCUGGGUCUAUUUAUUUUCCGGCGAUGGAAUGGGGGAAAAGAGUCUGGUACAAGUGUUCCCAAUUCAUCAAAGUGCACGCAAAAGACCGGCGGCUCUGGCUUAUCAUCCGAUCUGUGCCGACACUUUUUAUUAAAAGAGAUAAAAAAUGCAACAGACAAUUUUGAUGACAAUUUUGUGAUAGGUCAUGGAGGCUUUGGUAAUGUUUAUAAAGGAUACCUUGAUAAUGGUACCACCAUAGUUGCAGUGAAGAGAUUGAAUCCUUCAUCAAGGCAAGGGGUUCGCGAGUUCGAAGCAGAGAUUGAGAUGCUAUCAUCGAAGCUAAGGCAUCGACAUCUGGUGUCCUUAAUUGGUUAUUGUGAUGAUAACAAUGAGAUGAUAUUGGUUUAUGAUUACAUGGCUCAUGUAACCCUCCGUGAUCACUUGUACAAUACAGAUAAUGUUCCUCUUCCAUGGAAGAAACGCCUUGACAUUUGCAUUGGUGCAGCAAAAGGAUUGUAUUACCUCCAUUCGGGUACCAAACACACGAUCAUCCACCGAGAUGUCAAGUCAACUAACAUCCUAUUGGACGAUAAAUGGUUGGCCAAGGUGUCAGAUUUUGGAUUGUCCAAAGUAGGUCCACUUGGUGGGACAGAUAUUACUCAUGUUAGCACGGCUGUGAAAGGAAGUUUUGGGUACGUAGAUCCUGAAUACUAUAAGCGACAGCAAUUGACAGAAAAAUCAGAUGUGUAUUCUUUUGGGGUGGUUCUGUUUGAAGUGUUGUGCGCUAGGCCAGCAAUAAUUCCUAACUUGCCAAAAGGCCAAGUGAAUUUGGCAGAGUGGGCUUGUAGGUGUUGUAGAAAAAGGAAUCUUGAACAGAUCAUUGAUCCUAACUUGAAAGGUCAAAUUGCCCCUGAAUGUUUAAGCAAGUUUGCAGAAUUGGCAUACCGUUGCUUGAGGGAUCAAGGGGUCCAAAGGCCAUCAAUGGGUGAUGUUGUAAGGACUCUAGAAUUUAUAUUACAACUUCAAGAGGCUGCAGAUAAUAAAGGUCAUGAGUUGGAAGGGUACAUAUACCCGCCCAGCCCGUCUUUUUGCGUGAUUACUAAUGGUGAUGCCAAUAUGUCGACCGAUGAAGAUGAGGUUUUGUCAGGUUCCGGUGAAGUUGAAAGAAAGUUGGCAAGCAGUGGUACAUCCGUGUCAAAAAGAAUGAAGAACGUCGCCAUUUUCUCUGAGAUCGUGAAUCCCUUGGGCCGAUGAGAUUGUUACGGUCGGUAUGCUAAAGUUUCAUGUAUGAGUUUUUUUUCCAGGUUUUGGUGAUCAAGUUGAAGGUCCUAUUCGAAAAGUAAUGGUUCUAUCCGCAAGUUUGAUAAGA
Molecule: messenger RNA, 2967 nt
Organism: Nicotiana tabacum (common tobacco)
Lineage: Eukaryota; Viridiplantae; Streptophyta; Magnoliopsida; Solanales; Solanaceae
Product: receptor-like protein kinase FERONIA
Biological process (GO): protein phosphorylation
Molecular function (GO): transmembrane receptor protein tyrosine kinase activity; ATP binding
Source: RefSeq, a predicted model, not a curated record